AGUCUUUAACGAGACCUAAGUUCGCAACCGUUCGAUAUACAUCGUAGUAGUCGAUUUGCUCAGUUCGUCCGCCGAAGAAGACAAAAUGAUCACCGCUGUACGCUGUUCGGUUUUGCUGUGCAUGAUGGUCGCAUGCGGUCACGUCCUUGCAUAUCCAUAUAACGGUGACAACAUGCACCCCGGGGCUGGUGCGAUGGGAAACCAUCACCAGCAGCCAGGGUUUGGCGGCAGUGUGGGCCAACAGCGCGGGUAUGGCGGUGAUGCGAGAUUCGGCGGCGGAAAUUUUGGGCGAAGUCCGGCGUAUGGUGGACAAUCAAGGUGGCAGUCGACAGGCUAUGGCGGACAGCAGCAGGGAGCCGAGGCCUACCAGACUAAUAUCUUCAACGAACCGGACCGAUACGGUUAUGAUUACACGAUUCCCGGAGCGACCGUACACUUUUUGAUGUACAAAAAACAAGGAAACAGAGAAUCCGGAAAUAAUCAUCAUAAUUUUGGAGUAGAUUCAAGUGGCUGGGACAAACGUUAUUAACACUUUCAUCAACUAAACAAAACAUUACAAUUAUAUUAUAUUAUUAUAUUACAAUAUAGUAAUUAUAA
This is a messenger RNA of Myzus persicae (green peach aphid), 597 nucleotides long. Its product is annotated as keratin, type II cytoskeletal 2 epidermal-like. The transcript has 3 exons. Bases 86 to 529 code for a protein of 147 amino acids. Lineage: Eukaryota; Metazoa; Arthropoda; Insecta; Hemiptera; Aphididae. The record is from RefSeq and is a predicted model, not a curated record.